Haliotis rufescens (red abalone) is the source of this 2603-nucleotide messenger RNA. Its product is annotated as putative carbonic anhydrase-like protein 1. The transcript is spliced from 12 exons. Gene Ontology annotation, molecular function: carbonate dehydratase activity; zinc ion binding. The coding region runs from base 330 to 1268 and encodes 312 amino acids. NCBI's taxonomy places the organism in Eukaryota, Metazoa, Mollusca, Gastropoda, Lepetellida, Haliotidae. The record is from RefSeq and is a predicted model, not a curated record.
GCCUGUGUGAGGAGUUGCCACUGGAUGUAACGAUCUCGCCAAGUCUCUAUAAAUGCAAGCUGUUUUAUCGGAGUCUAGCGACUAGAUAUGCUGGAUUAAUACAGAUCUCCGCUUCAUAUACGUAUAGUCGAGGAUGUCAGGGCAGUUCAGAUAUGGAUUUAGGCUUGAGAUACUGUGACAGAGUUUUCGAGAGGAGGUAUUUCAGUCUGUACCUGUGAUAGACAGAGGAUUUGCUAUGGAAAACUUACACUUGUGACUGAGCAAGUGGUGGGGGAAUUAGUUCUGGUUGAGUUUUUUACUUGCAAUUCCUAUUGGGACAAUAAUAUGAAAUGGAAUUUCACGUAUGGAUUCUCGUUUUCAUCACGUGCUUGGAAUUAACUAGCGGUGACCUUUGGACGAAAUGGUGGACCUAUCAAGGAAUUUCAGGCCCUGACUACUGGGGGCUUCUGAACAAGGAGUGGAAUCUAUGCAGUAAGGGCAAGCACCAGUCACCUGUUGACAUCAAUCCCAAGACACUUGUCUACGAUCCCAAUCUCAAACCACUACGCCUUGAUAAACACAGGGUGGACGCGGCGUUGAUGAACACGGGCCAUGAUCUCCUGCUGCGGGUCAACUCCACCUACGAGCCUUACUUCACAUUUACUGGUGGCCCCCUGUCAUAUAAGUAUAGAGUUCACCAAAUAAAACUUCAUUUCGGGCGAGUGGACCAAAUAGGAUCGGAACACUCGGUCGCCGGACGUCCAUUUCCUAUAGAAUUACAGAUAUAUGGAUAUAAUCAUGAUUUGUACAACAACUUCACAGAAUCUCAAUCGAUGCCUCACGGUAUUGCAGCUAUUUCUAUAUUUGGUAUGAUAGGCGAGGAAAAGAAUACAGAAUUUGAAAUUUUGGUGCAAGCAUCACAGCAAACAAUAUUCAAAGGAGAUAUUUUACAGAUUGGUGGUUUUUCUAUAUUCCAUUUAUUACCUGACACUGAUUCCUACCUCACUUACGAGGGUUCACAGACUCAACCGAGCUGCAUGGAAACAGUCACGUGGGUGAUACUCAACAAACCCUUGUAUGUCACGAAAAAUCAAUUAAGUAUAUUACGCCAGCUGCAUAAGGCGCAAGAAGGAUUGCCCCAGGUGCUUAUGGAGAACAAUUUCCGUCCACCAAUGCCUUUAAAUAGACGCACCAUCAGAACAAAUAUAGCACCGAAAAAACAGGAACAGAACUGUGGUGUGAAGAAAAUAACAUUUUACGAAGUAAAUGACAAGUACAAGGUGACAUGAUUGUCCAACUGUCUCUCAAGGCAUCGCGGGGAUAUCACACUUCUCACUGCUUGAACAGGUCUGCCUGUCACAUUCACCUUUACUGUUUCUCUUGGUUGGUAUUCGAGGAAUUCUAAAGGGACAGCUGAAAUAGGAUUAUAUAGUGGGAACGGUGCAACGCCGCCGAGGAUCGCGGCCAUGGGUUUCACGUCAUGGGAUAGUGGCGAAUGGACUAGCUGUGGACAACACGCAUCUAUAAAGUGUGCUGCAGGGGAAAUCAACAAAAUGUGCUUCUAACGCUGGUUAUCGGAACUAUGAUUAAACAGCGUCUCAUUUUAUUUGAAACUAAUUUGACAAUUUGUGUCUAGUUCAUACGACAAAUGCCUCUGUUUGACAUUACCAUCGACUGUAACUUUCAAUGGACAUCGGUGACAGUACCUUCAAGAGGCAUCCAAUGCAAGACUUCAUAAAGAAGAUUGAUGUGUUUGCAUGUGUACUGAAUUAUGAAUAUCUGAUGACGAAGCUUCUGUGGAUGUUUCAGUUAUUGAAAGAUGGUUGAGAGAUAGCCUUUGGUGUCUUCCAUGAGGUACGACGAGACUGAACAAGGAAUCGCAGUGUUACAUCAUUGGGAUGAAUUCAAUGCUAACUAUGCAAACUGGCAAAUGAGCCACAUGUGCUAAUUCCAAGAAAUGUUAUUACGUUACUUCCAUUAAGCCAUACCUGUUGUAUGUGUAUUGUGUUAGACAGGUAGCACCGAUAGGUUGUUUUAUUGUGAAUUUAUGAGAAGCAAACAAAUCAAACUGUAUAUUCAUUAUAGAAGACCAGAUUAGUUAGCAAAUGAUAAACUUUCACCUGAUUCCUUUGCAUGACCUUGAUUUCACGUACGGUUAUGCCAGCCAAUAAUUACAUAUAUGUAUCACACAUGUCUGCUUUGUUGGUCAACAACAAUCACAAAAGGCGGCGUAAAAUGAGGUCCAAUUUCUGCCCUGUGGAUGUGUCAAAUUAUGAAAUAUUGGCAUGACAAUUAUCAAAUGGCUGCCCACUUCGUUUUGUCUUUCUUUCUUGCACUUGCUUGUUUCUAUUUCUGAUAUGAUUAAAUAGAUAAGUAUGACUAUAAUGGGUGAGAUAAUUUUAAAAUAUUAACUCAGGAGACAUUCUAGUAAGUAUGGGGAAGUAUGUGACCCAAGAUGAUUGUGUUUACCAUGUUUGAAUGUACAUCUCCAUAGAACUUUUGGGGGCAUGGGUGGCCCAGUCGUCUAAGGCGCCGCAAUUCGCUGUGGGCGUCCCUUGGGCACGCCAGAAACCUAUGAAUUCGAAUCCCGGUUCGCCCCGAUUAUGUUGCCAGGUUUGUCAGCA